This is a messenger RNA of Penicillium samsonianum, 909 nucleotides long. Its product is annotated as kinase domain-containing protein. NCBI's taxonomy places the organism in Eukaryota, Fungi, Ascomycota, Eurotiomycetes, Eurotiales, Aspergillaceae. The record is from RefSeq and is a predicted model, not a curated record. The annotation marks the transcript as partial. The transcript has 3 exons. Gene Ontology annotation, biological process: protein phosphorylation. Gene Ontology annotation, molecular function: protein kinase activity; ATP binding.
CCACCGCAAUGGCCUUUCUGCGUUAUAAAACUUGCUGGGGGUACACCGGAGAUUGGCGACUUUGGCGACUUUGUGCGUACUAAAGAUGAAGAGCUUGAUCUUGAAGAGGUUGUCGAGCCUCGGCACAAAUAUGAUCCAAAGGAAAACCAUGUCUUUUAUCCCAUCUACCUCGGCGAGGUGCUCCAUCAGAGAUACCUAAUUGAGUAUAAACUUGGCUUUGGCGGUUGUUCUACUGUCUGGAUGGCCCAUGAUCUCCAGGAGAAAAAGGAUGUGGCCCUCAAAGUCAUGGCUUUAUGGGACUUGGGGGACAACGAAAAAUACAUACAGGAUGAAAUCAUUCAGAAUGUUCAAGAUACCUCUCAUCUUGUCACAUACCUAGCGACUUUUCUUCUUCCUGGGAAUAAAAGUCAUCAUAGGGUCCUAGUGUUUCCUCUACUAGGCCCAUGCAUUUACCCGGUUACCUUGGAAAAGAUUCCUAUGGCUACUCCCAUAUCUGCUGCUCUACAACUGCUCAAGGCUAUAGAAAGCCUACACAAAGCUGGAAUUGUACACUGUGAAUUAAAUGAGAGAAGCUGCAUGGCUGCUAAAUACAAGAAACUCGGUCGGCCAUUGAAACAAACCAUCCCAUUCGUCAAGCUGUGGAAACAGGGAGAGCUUGUUAGAUCCGUUAAGAUUCCCGAGAACCUACGCACCGAUGAAUUCUUCCUCGGUAACUUCGGUAUAGCGAAGAAAAUUGACGACGACAACGAUACCACUCAACAAGACUAUCCACCUCUGCAAUUUUGCUCUCCGGAACGACUUCAUGGUAAAGACCCAGCUUUGCCUGCGAUAUGUGGAGUUAUAUGGUCAUCUUCUCUGUGCUUUGCAUUCAGUUUCCGCCUUUCCCUACCUGUUUCCAGGGUGGAUUAA